AUGCCCCCUGUUAUAUACCCACGAGACAUGCCCCUGUUCUAUACCCACGAGACAUGCCCCCUGUUUUAUACCCACGAGACAUGCCCCUGUUCUAUACCCACGAGACAUGCCCUGUUCUAUACCCACGAGACAUGCCCCUGUUCUAUAUCCAGGAGACAUGCCCGUUCUAUACCCACGAGACAUGCCCCUGUUCUAUACCCACGAGACAUGCCCCUGUUCUAUACCCACGAGACAUGCCCAUGUUCUAUACCCACGAGACAUGCCCCUGUUCUAUACCCACGAGACAUGCCCGUUCUAUACCCACGAGACAUGCCCAUGUUAUAUACCCACGAGACAUGCCCCCUGUUCUAUACCCACGAGACAUGCCCCUGUUCUAUACCCACGAGACAUGCCCGUUCUAUACCCACGAGACAUGCCCGUUCUAUACCCACGAGACAUGCCCCUGUUCUAUAUCCAGGAGACAUGCCCGUUCUAUACCCCAUGCCCCUGUUCUAUACCCACGAGACAUGCCCGUUCUAUACCCACGAGACAUGCCCCUGUUCUAUAUCCACGAGACAUGCCCGUUCUAUACCCACGAGACAUGCCCCCUGUUCUAUACCCACGAGACAUUUCCGUUCUAUACCCACGAGACAUGCCCGUUCUAUACCCACGAGACAUGCCCGUUCUAUACCCACGAGACAUGCCCGUUCUAUACCCACGAGACAUGCCCGUUCUAUACCCACGAGACAUGCCCGUUCUAUACCCACGAGACAUGCCCCCUGUUCUAUACCCACGAGACAUGCCCCCUGUUAUAUACCCACGAGACAUGCCCCUGUUCUAUACCCACGAGACAUGCCCUUGUUCUAUACCCACGAGACAUGUCCCUGUUCUAUACCCACAAGACAUGCCCCUGUUCUAUACCCACGAGACAUGCCCCUGUUCUAUACCCACGAGACAUGCCCCUGUUCUAUACCCACGAGACAUGCCCCUGUUCUAUACCCACGAGACAUGCCCUGUUAUAUACCCACGAGACAUGCCCCUGUUCUAUACCCACGAGACAUGCCCCUGUUCUAUACCCACGAGACAUGCCCGUUCUAUACCCACGAGACAUGCCCCCUGUUCUAUACCCACGAGACAUGCCCCCUGUUCUAUACCCACGAGACAUGCCCCUGUUCUAUACCCACGAGACAUGCCCCCUGUUCUAUACCCACGAGACAUUUCCCUGUUCUAUACCCACGAGACAUGCCCCUGUUCUAUACCCACGAGACAUGCCCCCUGUUAUAUACCCACGAUACAUGCCCCUGUUCUAUACCCACGAGACAUGCCCCCUGUUCUAUACCCACGAGACAUGCCCCUGUUCUAUACCCACGAGACAUGCCCCCUGUUCUUUACCCACGAGACAUUUCCCUGUUCUAUACCCACGAGACAUGCCCCCUGUUCUAUACCCACGAGACAUGCCCCUGUUCUAUACCCACGAGACAUACCCCCGUUUUAUAG
Molecule: messenger RNA, 1476 nt
Organism: Pecten maximus
Lineage: Eukaryota; Metazoa; Mollusca; Bivalvia; Pectinida; Pectinidae
Exons: 1
Coding region: 1-1476 (491 amino acids)
Source: RefSeq, a predicted model, not a curated record